UUUUAAGAAAGGAAGAGAAGAGGAAAGGGGUGCCAAAGAUUGCCGGUGGCACGCGCUUGCGAGGAAGGGCGCUCGUCGCUGCCGAGCCUGGCAAAUUGGAGGGACACGCGGUGCGUCUUGGAAGAUGAUGCGAGGGUGAUGCGCGCAGCGGAGCAGCCCCGAAUCUGGAGCGUCGUAAUCAAAUCCCAACCACGGUUGUACUUGCAGCUGACAGCACGUUUUUUUCUCCCUCCCUCCCUCCUUUUCUCUCUCUCUCUCUCCGCGCCUCCUCCGCCCCAGUUGGGCGGUAGCAGCCUCGAAAUCGGACAAAACGGAAAAAAAAAAAAACUGCAGGCGAGAGCAGAGAGUCGGAGAUGAUGAUGGAGAUGGUCGAUGAUUUGUGGGGGAGGAGGAGGACAUCAUCUCGAUCCAUUGCUGUGAUGCUUUUCCUUUUGGUCCUCCUCCUCCUCCUCCUCCAUUGCUCCUCCUCCUCGUCUCCAUCUCAAGUCCUCCCUCCUCUGAUCAUCCAGCAGCUCCCCCGCUCUUCGUCCAGCAACAGUACAGGGGCGGCCGUGGUCGUGUCCGUGGAUGAUUUCGGAGCAAAAGGGGAUGGCUGUACUGAUGAUACCAAGGCUUUUAAAGAUGCUUGGGAGUUUGCCUGUUUAUCACCAUUAAGAUCCAUCCUUCAAAUUCCAGCAGAAAAUGUAUAUUUGGUCAGUCCAAUCAAAUUUGCUGGACCUUGUAAAGCAAAGCUGACAUUGUUGGUUUCAGGAACUAUCAUUGCUCCAUCAGAUCCUGAUAUCUGGCAGGGGCUGGAUCCUCAAAAAUGGCUAUACUUCCAUGGAGUAAGACAGCUGGUGUUAGGAGGUGGAGGGACUAUCAAUGGCAUGGGACAGGAAUGGUGGGCACGGUCUUGCAAGAGAAAUGCAACGAAUCCGUGCCGACACGCCCCUACGGCAGUAACUUUUCAUCGGAGCAAGCAUCUUACCGUCCAUGACCUGACUCUGAUGAAUAGUCAGCAGAUGCAUAUGGCGUUCAACACAUGUUCUCAUGUUCGAGCAUCUCGUUUGCGAGUGGUUGCACCUGCUGAGAGCCCCAACACUGAUGGAAUUCAUAUAAGUGCAUCAGUCUCUGUUGUGGUGGAAGAUAGUAUAAUUAGAACAGGAGAUGACUGCAUAUCUAUAGUCAGCAAUUCUUCUGAUAUCCUAGUCAAAAACAUCGUCUGCGGACCUGGUCAUGGAAUAAGUAUUGGAAGCUUGGGCAAAUCAAUGACAUAUGCUCGAGUGGACAAUAUUCUAGUGGAUGGAUGCCUGAUUACCAACACUGAAAAUGGAGUAAGGAUCAAGACAUGGCAGGGAGGCAGUGGCUGUGCCCGCAAAAUAAUUUUCCAGAACAUUUUGAUGAAGAACGUCUCAAACCCAAUAAUCAUUGACCAGUACUACUGCGACUCGUCCCACCCAUGUAAAAACCAGACAUCAGCUGUGAAGGUGGAUGAGAUUUCUUUCAUUGACAUAAAGGGAAGUUCAGCAACAGAGCAUGCGAUUAAGUUUGCUUGCAGCGACACAUUUCCAUGCGCGAAAAUAUUUCUGAAAGACAUUCAUUUGUCCUUGGAGUCUGGGGGGAAUGCUACCUCGUAUUGCUGGAAGGCAUCAGGCUUCGCCUCUGAUUCGGUGUAUCCACCCUCUUGUCUGUCAAGAUCUGACCAGCACGCGAACCAUGUUAUCAAUCCAUGUGUUACUUCAAGUACAAGGAAGCUCGACUCAUAGAAUUGUAGUUGAUGUCCUUGCUUUACUUGUACCUUAUGUGUACAAGGCACGCAUUGGUGGGGACACCAGUAUCAGACCGCCUGUUACGCGGAGCCACGAUCGUUGCAGGAGGAUGAUCUAGCCAUUUUCGUUGUAGCUGAAUUGAUUUUAUGUUAUUUUAUUUUGUUUUAUUUUAUGUUGAUUGGGCUUGUUUGCAUAUUAUCAUUUGAGAGCCUUUAUGGGAUUUUUUUUGGGGGGUCUUUUUGUUAUUUCUUGGCCUUAUAUAUAUGGAUCUAUGCACUUGUUUAGAGUUA
Phoenix dactylifera (date palm) is the source of this 2038-nucleotide messenger RNA. RefSeq names its product Pectin lyase-like superfamily protein. The record is from RefSeq and is a predicted model, not a curated record. Lineage: Eukaryota; Viridiplantae; Streptophyta; Magnoliopsida; Arecales; Arecaceae. Gene Ontology annotation, biological process: carbohydrate metabolic process. Gene Ontology annotation, molecular function: polygalacturonase activity.